AUGUGGGUGCCUUUGCUAGCUCUCACAUUGACCCUUGCGGCGUGUCACAAGGUAAACCUCGCUCCAGAGUUUGCCAAUGGACAGACCUAUGUCUACAAAUAUGAGGCCACUGUUAUGGGUGGCCUGCCUGAGAUGGGUCUGGCACGGGCUGGAGUAAAAAUCCGUUGCAAAGUCAUGAUCAGUGCGGAUUCUGGUAACACCUUCAUCCUGAAGCUUGUAGACCCAGAAAUCCUUGAGUUCAGUGGCAUCUGGCCCAAAGAGGAUUUCGUCCCAGCUACCAAUCUUACUACAACCCUGACUGCUCAGCUCUUGACACCCAUCAAGUUUGAGUAUGCUAACGGUGUUGUUGGAAAGGUGUUUGCUCCGGUUGGCCUCUCUGAAACUGUGCUGAAUCUCCAAAGAGCAAUCCUCAACAUUUUCCAGCUGAACAUCAAGACGACUCAAAAUGUCUAUGAUCUGCAAGAGCCUGGAGUACAGGGUGUGUGCAAGACCCACUAUGCCAUGAGUGAGGACGCAAAGGAUGACCGCAUCCUGUUGACCAAGAGUAAGGACCUCAACCAGUGCCAGGAGAAAAUCAUGAAGGAUAUUGGCAUGGUUCACGGAGAGAGAUGCGUUGAAUGUGAGGCUAGAGGACAGAGCCUGAAGGGAGCUGCUGCUUUUAACUACAUCAUCAAGCCAACAGCCACCGGUGCUCUGAUCUUGGAGGCAUCUGGUACAGAGAUCAUGCAGGUUUCACCUUUCAACAUCUUGAAUGGUGCUGCCCAGAUGGAGUCUAAGCAAUCCCUUACCUUCCUGGAUAUUCAGAAAGCCCCAUUGGAUCCCGUCAAAGGUGAAUAUCUUCACCGUGGAUCCGUGCAGUACGAGUUUGGCAGCGAGCUUCUCCAGACACCCAUCCAGCUUCUGAAGAUCACCAAUAUCAAGGCUCAGGUUGUUGAGCUUCUGGAGCACAUGGUGACCCACAACGUGGACGUAGUCCACAAACAUGCCCCUCUGAAGUUCAUUGAGCUCCUCCAGCUACUGCGUGUGGCAAAAUGUGAUAUUUUGGAGACCCUCUGGACUCAGUACAAAAAUAGAGUCCAUUUCAGACGCUGGAUCCUGAAUAUUGUCCCUGCCAUUGGUACUACUACUGCUCUGAGGUUCCUAAAGGAGAAGUUCCUUUCUGGUGAGCUGAGUCUUGCAGAAUCUUCUAAAACGCUGCUGGCAUCUCUACACAAGCUGACAGUUGACCUCGAGGCCAUCAAGCUAGUAGAGACCCUGUCUAAGGAGCAAAAGAUCCAAGACAGCCCAAUUCUGCGUGAGAUUGUCAUGCUAGGAUACGGCACCCUGGUUGCUAAAUACUGUGUAGAGAACCCAUCCUGCCCCGCUGAGCUUGUGAGGCCUCUCCAUGAACUUGCUGUCCAGGCUGCUAGCAGCAAUGACAUCGAGAAGCUCAUUGCCACUCUCAAAGUCAUAGGAAAUGCUGGACAUCCUUCCAGCCUGAAGCCAAUCACAAAGCUCCUGCCUCUCUCUGGAAGUGCUACUGCUGUUCUGCCACUCAGAGUUCAGAUUGAAGCUGUUAUGGCCCUGAGGAACAUUGCUAAGAGGGAGCCCAAGAUGAUCCAGACUAUGGCUAUUCAGCUGUUCAUGGACAAGACUCUCAACCCGGAACUCCGUAUGGUUGCUGCUCUUGUAUUGUUUGAGACCAAGCUGCCCAUGGGUCUGGUGAUUACUCUUGCCAAUGCCGCCUUGAAUGAAAACAAUCUGCAGAUCGCUAGCUUUGUCUACUCUUACAUGAAGUCUAUGACCAGGAACACAACUCCUUACUUUGCCUCAGUUGCUGCUGCCUGUAACGUUGCUAUGAAGCUACUCAGUCCCAAAUUGGACAGACUCAGCUAUCGCUUCAGCAGAACUCUCUAUCUUGAUUCCUACCACGAUGCCUGGAUGGCGGGUGCUGCUGCCACCGCCUUCUAUAUUAAUGAUGUUGCAACUGUUUUGCCAAGAGCCAUUGUGCUCAAAGCUCGCACCUAUCUGGCAGGAACUUUUGCUGAUGUUGUUGAGGUUGGAGUGAGAACUGAGGGAAUACAGGAGGCCAUUCUGAAAGUCCAAGAGGGUCCAGAUAAUGCUGACAGGCUGACCAAGAUGAAACAAGUUAUGAAGGCUCUUUCUCAGUGGAGUGCUCAACCUUCCAGCCAGCCCCUGGCCUCUGCAUAUAUGAAGUUCUUCGGACAGGAAGUUGCAUUUGCCAACAUUGACAAAACCCUUAUUAACCAUAUUCUUCAGCUUGCCUCUGGACCAGCAAUUCGCACUCUUGGCCAGGAGGCUUUAGAUGCUGUGCUGACUGGUUUCAAAAGCCAUUACUCUAAUCCAUUCUUGAUGGCUGAGGUUCGUCGCAUCCUUCCCACCACCGUUGGUCUGCCCAUGGAGCUCAGUUUCUAUACUGCUGCUGUGGUUGCUGCAUCUCUUGAAUUGUCUGCAAGUGUAACACCACCUCUGUCUGCCGACACACGUGUUGCCCAGCUUCUGAAGUCUGAGAUAAGCAUUAAGGCUGCCAUUAACCCCAGUGUUUCCAUGCAUACCUACGCAGUUAUGGGAGUGAAUACUGCUCUCAUCCAGGCUUCUCUGAUGUUAAGAGCCAGAGUUCACUCAACUACGCCUGCAAAGUUAGAAGCAAGAAUUGACAUUAUGAAGGGAAACUUCAAGCUUCAGAUCCUUCCUAUUACGGGUGUCACAAAGAUCGUAUCUGCACUUGUUGAUACUUUUGCUGUUGCAAGAAAUGUAGAAAACCUCUCAAAUGCCAAAUACACACCAAUAAUCCCAGCUGCACUGGAAUCACAGGCGUUAAGGGAGACCAUCACCUCAAAGUUUUCAAGGAUGGCAUCCUCUCUGUCUAAUAGCAUGUCAGCAUCAUCUGAAAUCAUUCCCGCUGGCCAGUCAAGUAACAAUUCCAGCGAACUGAGACGUCCCUCAGACCUCAAGAAGAAAAUAUGUUCAGAAAGCAAAGCUUUUGGUAUCAAGUCAUGCACUGAGCUUAAGUCUAGCAACAUCGCUUUCAUCAGAAACUGCACACUCUACCACAUGAUUGGAAAACAUUCCAUCAUGAUUGAUGUUUCACCAGCUGAUGGGCCAGCUAUCGAGAAUAUUCAAAUUGAGCUUCAGGUUGGAGAAAAGGCAGCAGAUAAGAUCAUCAAAGUGAUUACCAUGAGUGAGGAAGAACGUCUUGACGACAAGAGCGUGCUGAUGAAACUAAAGAAAAUCCUGGUAUCUGGUCCGAGGAACACCACAUCAUCUUCAUCCAGCUCCAGCAGCUCUCAUUCUCUCAGCUCUGGCUCCAGCAGCUCUUCUUCUAGAUCAUCCUCAUCCAAGUCCUCCUCCAGCUCCUCCUCCAGCUCCUCCUCCAGCUCCUCCUCCAGCUCCUCCUCUCACCGUAAUAGCAAGCAGGUCAAUGCUAACACUUCAAGCAGUUCUUCAAGCAGUUCUUCAAGCAGUUCUUCAAGCAGCCGUUCAUCUCAAUUAACCAGCAGCAAAUCUUCCAACUCCAGCUCAUCCAGCUCCAGCUCCAGCUCCAGCUCAUCCAGCUCCAAGUCCAAGCAACAACUCUAUGAAAUGAAGUUCAUCAAGAACCACAUCAAGCAGAAUCAUAUAGUUGAUGAGACAACCACAGUGUGUAUGACAUGUUUAAGCAGGCUAAAUGUAUGGUUUCUAUGUUUGCAGAAUAAUCGCUCCAAAGAACGUUCCACCAGCAGUCGCAGUCGCCAAAGUUUCGAGAAAAUCUACAAUAAGGCCAAGUACCUCUCUGAUACCGUCGCUCCUGCUGUGACCAUUCUCAUACGUGCUCUGAGAGUCGACCGCAAGGUCCAGGGAUACCAGAUUGCAGCUUACGUUAACACAACUGAUGCCAGAGUGCAGGUCAUUUUUGCCAACCUGGAAGAGAAUGACAACUGGAGAAUCUGUGCCGAUGGUGUGAUUCUGAGCGAUCACAAAGCGAUGGCUAAGAUUGCCUGGGGCAUUGAGUGCAAAGAAUACGAUACUGAGAUCACAGCUGAGACUGGUCUUGUGAGUAAAGAUCCUGCAAUCCGCCUGAAGCUUACCUGGGACAGACUUCCAAAGAGCAUGAUGCGCAUUGCAAAAGAGUAA
Cyclopterus lumpus (lumpfish) is the source of this 4113-nucleotide messenger RNA. RefSeq names its product vitellogenin-2-like. Gene Ontology annotation, biological process: lipid transport. Gene Ontology annotation, molecular function: lipid carrier activity. Lineage: Eukaryota; Metazoa; Chordata; Actinopteri; Perciformes; Cyclopteridae. The record is from RefSeq and is a predicted model, not a curated record.